AUGCUCCAGAAGAAUACGAUCACCUUCACUCCUUCUCUACCGAGUUCGUAUACCCAGGCAAUCAAUAAGUUCAUCAUUGGCAAUGGGUUCAAGGUCUGGAUUGAGUACCAAGCCGGUGCAGAAUACAAGGAGUAUUUCACCCACACAACUGAUUUGGCCAUGUACAGAACGUCGUGGGAUGUGACUUCUCCGGCCAUUGCUGCAGAGGCUGGAUACCGACUGUUUUGGAACGAAGGAUAUCCGUAUGGAGCCAGUACCAAAAUUGUGGGUGGCCUCAUUUAUGGCAAAGCAUACAACGAGUAUGACGGCUUGUCAUCGGAACAGAAGAAGAAGAAGAUUGCGGAACACUUGGAAAAAGACGGCAUGGUGUAUGGAACACCAACCGGCAGAUGGACCGUCAUGGAUUGGAAGGAAGAAGACUACAUUGAGGGUGCCUAUACCAUAUUUGCGAAUGAGGCCGACCAGUCAACCUUGUUAGAUCCCAUUUCAUCCAAACUAUACUUUGCUGGAGAAGCCUUAAAUGAAUGGACAUGGGGUACGGUCCAUGGAGCCGCUAAAACCGGAAGGGAUCAAGCGAAGAAAAUUGUGGCUGCUGGUGAACGUCGCCGCGAGUAA
Molecule: messenger RNA, 615 nt
Organism: Cylindrotheca closterium
Lineage: Eukaryota; Bacillariophyta; Bacillariophyceae; Bacillariales; Bacillariaceae
Source: the annotation of a GenBank genome assembly